UUGACCGGAUGUGUCACGUGCGCUCCCUCGCAGCUUAACGUUUGGUGGUGAGAUGGCCGUGAAGUCUCUCUGGUUCCUGUGAAGUAGAAACGGGCUGUGUGGACAGACAGCAGGAGGCGAGAACCCCUUCGUUGUCUGCUUCGACCUCCAUUCCUUUUCCUGUUUUCAAAUUAAAAACGGCACUCUCUGGUUUCGGACCCGGCAGACUAUUAGGUCCGACAAACCCACCGCGGCGCCUCAACACUCCAGUACACAGGAAGCCGGCUGAAGACAGGUUCGGGCUGCAGGUGAGUGGCCGGGCAGCCUGGCUGCCCCCCUGCCACCAGAUGAAUGAAGAGCACUCCGGGACACAGAGACUCAGCUGAUACAGGGCAUGCAGGGGUUGCUGCAAAUAUGAUGAAGAAGAAGAAUCCACACAAAAAGCAUAAGAGCAGUCUGGGCCCAGCCACCAAAGUUCUGUCUCAGCCCCGGCGUGACAUCGUUGGCUGCAGGAUCCAACACAUCUGGAAGGAAGGAGCAGGACAUGUGGUGUGGAAAGGGACUGUUCUUGACCAGGUGCCAGUAAACCCGUCCCUCUACCUGAUAAAGUAUGAUGGAUUUGACUGUGUUUAUGGUCUGGAGCUUCAUAAAGACGAGAGGGUUCAGGGUCUGGAAGUGCUCCCUGACAGACUGGCCAAAUCCCGCCUCACGGACGUAAACCUGGCAGACGCCAUGAUAGGUAAAGCGGUGGAGCACAUGUUUGAGACAGAGGAGGGUCCCAAGGAGGAGUGGAGGGGGAUGGUGCUGGCCCGAGCUCCCAUCAUGACCACCUGGUUCUACAUAACUUACGAGAAAGACCCUGUCCUGUACAUGUACCAGCUGCUGGAUGACUACAAAGAAGGAGAUCUCCGGAUCAUGCCCGACUCCAACGACAGUGUUUCAGCUGAGCGGGAGCCCGGUGAGGUGGUAGACAGCCUGGUGGGUAAGCAGGUGGAGUAUGCCAAAGAGGACGGCGGCAAAAGAACAGGCAUGGUCAUCCACCAGGUGGAGGCCAAGCCGUCCGUCUACUUCAUCAAGUUUGACGACGACUUCCUCAUUUAUGUGUACGACCUGGUCAAAACUUCCUAAGACUCUGCGGACGCCCCGAUGCCCUCCCACUCGACAGAAACUAAACGCAGCACAUCGGAGAGCUUUUAACCAAGCAUUUGUUUCUCAGACAAUGGAAACAUGAUUGGCAGUUCCUAAGAAUUAAAGAAAAAAGAGCUUCAAUAAGAACAAAUGCUAAAUGUGGCUAAAUUAGUAGCAGUGAGUUGUAGAUGUUUCCACAUAAAGCAAUUUGAAAAGAUGCUUUUUUUUAGGAGGAUUUAGAAUCAGAAUUUUCUAACAAAUUGAGGAGUAGCUUAAAGCAGUGUUAAAUUUGGCGUAGGCCAUUGAACUACAGAAUAGUCGGCAUGUCCGUGACAAACACUACACCUGUGAACAUGGAAUUUCUGAAGUUAUCUUCAAGUUUUGCCAUUUUGUCUCCAUCCUCAUCAUCCGAGCAGCUCUGAAGUGAAGACAUGCAGCCCGAUGGUGAACGGAGGGCGCUUUAGACAAACGUGUUACCGUUAGAUAGGACGAACACCGGGGAUUGAUGGACGGGAAUGGUUUCAGUCAUGAAGGAGCCUAUAGAAGCUGUGACGUCCGGACGCCCUUUUCUACCACUGACGGAGAAGAACACUUUGUGAUGACAGUAUUACCAAGCCCAUAAAAAUAUCAGCUAGAUGAAAAAAUCAAUAUUUCUUUGAAGAACGGCAUUAGAAUAAUAUAGAACUCCACGUCUCCAUCGUUAGAGAGCAGGUUAAACAUGAAAAGUGUGUCAUAUUUUUGGCUUGUAGAUAUUUUUUAACCGCCCUCAUCAUAACAGAUGACUAAGUUAAGAAGCAAAAGCCCCAUCAGAGGUGGACUUGGGGAGUGCGUGCUGUGGACGGGGUCACCGGCUUAAUUCUGGAGACGUGCUCGGACCUGCAUGCAGGGGCUCAAGGUGGUGGAAAGUCCCGACCAAAAUCAAGAAGUUUGCACCCAUAAAGGUUCCUUCCAGAAGUCGGAGGACCUCAGCGGUUCCAAACUGUGAUAGAGUUUUUGUUGUUGCCAAACCCCCUUUCUGUGGUGAAGUUGUUCGAUGUUGACGAUGACGGGACUGUUUUUUUUAUGUUAUUUCACUAAAGCCUUUGAAUUUGCUCGUGCUGUCUUUUGUAAGUGGUUGGUGAAGUAACAGUGGGAGAAAAAGACGGACUAGACUGAAGCAGUUUCAGACCCGUUUCUACAGCGUAAAGAUCCGGUCUGGAUCUUUGACAGACGGAAACGUGGAAAGCGGGGAGACCUGAGAGCAUGUUGGACUGUGGAAGAUGGACGCUGGGGUUUAGCCCCACAGUCAGGACUCUUCACUCUCAAAGGCUUCAUGGAGACGGGCGGCGCUGGAGGACAGGAUUCUGAUCCACUUUCCACUGUACAGGAUUAUCUCUGCAGAGAAGGUUUCCCUCGUUGUGUUUACGCUCUAACCAAAAGCGCAAGUCUCCUUGUGAGGUCACCUCCGUUUUUGCUCGGAAACAAAGCGACUCUUUCUGUCUGAUCUUUGCAGAUGAUUCUUUCUGUUCCACAGCAUGUAUGCAGUAAGAGAAGACUCGGUUGUGUUUAAUAUAAGUGUAUAAGAGAUUAACAGCCAGCGACGGUUUAAAUCGCCUUUCUCACAAAUGUAUUUUUCAUUUUAUCUGGACUUAUUCCAGACUGAAGGUUUCAUGAACUCCUGUUCUGUGUCCAGUUGAAGAAGUCAGCAGUUCCAGUUGGUUCCACUGGUUCAUGGUAGAUGUUUUAGGCUGCUGUGGCAUUUUCUGUCUUCUUGUAGAAGGAAGAAAUCUUACUUCGGUUCUUAUUGAAUUAGUUUGUAAUUCCACAGCACUGGUUAAGCUAAGAUCUCUUCAGAGGAACAGCCGUUCGUUCCUCCACCAUCACGGACCUGGUGCCUUGGUGAAAUUUGAGCACAGAAGGAGUUGUUUCCAAACCUUCAGUGUGUGUACGUCCUGUGAUGUAGUUAGUUGCUGAGGCAGAUUCUUGUUGAUAUUGUUCUUAUUAAAAAAAGAAAACGGGGACCCUGAGGUCUGCGGUUCUCCCAAGUUGUGUAUCUUUUUGGUUUUGUUAACGGAGUAUGAUUGUGGUCAUCUCAACCGGCAUUAUUUCUAUUAGAAAAAAUAAUGUGUUACUACUAAGGCUUCACUCAUAGCCAGGAUCAUUGAAGUCAUUUUGCUAUUAAAAAGGAUCACACAUUAUUGUGGUUACUGUCAAACAACUCUGGCCUUUCAUCAUACUUCUGCCUUGUAUUGUUUGUUUUUGUAUGUUUGAAAUUGUAUGUUAAUAAUUUUUAUUGUUAAUGGAAAACUCUACACAUUUG
Molecule: messenger RNA, 3406 nt
Organism: Oryzias melastigma (Indian medaka)
Lineage: Eukaryota; Metazoa; Chordata; Actinopteri; Beloniformes; Adrianichthyidae
Product: spindlin-1
Exons: 8
Coding region: 331-1107 (258 amino acids)
Biological process (GO): gamete generation
Source: RefSeq, a predicted model, not a curated record